Molecule: messenger RNA, 1050 nt
Organism: Rhizophagus irregularis DAOM 181602=DAOM 197198
Lineage: Eukaryota; Fungi; Glomeromycota; Glomeromycetes; Glomerales; Glomeraceae
Source: RefSeq, a predicted model, not a curated record
AUGUUUAGAAGAAAUAAGCCUACUGAAUCGUUUUAUAUUUCUGUUUAUCCCAAAGUUGAUAUCAGUAAUCAUUUUAUUAACGAUUGUAACAUUACCAUAGAAUUUUGUAAUGCAAACUCUAUAAAUGUUACAUCCUGCCAAUUCUUAGUUGUUGAUGAUCAAUAUAAUUUCAUUAACUACGGUGGAUGUUUCUAUAAAAAUAGCAUUGAUAACAUUCGGACAACUUGUGCUAAAUACGAAUUUGUACAACCUUUUGUAGGCUUAAUAUGGUUAAAUAUUAGUAUAGAACAGACUGGUCAACCUACUCUUUUAAAUAAUAGUAAUGCAAUUUUAAAUAUUCUUAACUCAACGGGUGCUUACUCUGAAAUAUUAUCAAUUUAUUUAAAAAGAGUUGGAUUUGGUGAAUCUUAUUAUAAUUCUACUUAUAACUCUUUUUUUCUUGCGAAUAGACAAGUUGCGAUCAUAGAUUAUUCACCUAUAAUUACUGAGAGAGAAAUAUUAGGUAAAUCUUAUAUUGAUUUGAAUGCGCACAUGAACAUAUUACCUUUGAGUUCUUCUCAAAAUACUAUACAACUUGGCAUAAAUCGAAGGUCACCAACUAUUCAAUAUCAAAAAGAAGUUUAUCCGAGAAGCAAUUCAUUUAUAUCUAAAAUUGGUGGAUUUUUCUCUUUUUUAUCCGGAGUCUUUAUACUCUUAUUUGGAACAUCCAGAAUAGCACCAUGGGGGUUUAUGCAAAAGUAUAUUAUUCUUUACAUGACAUGUAUGAUAUGUCGAAAAAGUUUAAUAAAAAACGUUGCGAAAAAAUAUGUAUCAACCGCAGGAAUUCCAUUUGUCGAAAAAGUUAGUGAGAUGCCUGCAAGUGGUACUUUAGAAGAUCGCGUUCAAAUUAUCGAAACUUUACUUAAAGAAUAUUAUCUUGAUGUUGGAUUUUUAGAAAUUUUAAAAAAAGAAAAAACAAUGUAUCACAAAACAUCACAAGAAAAGGAUUUAAUUUAUACAUCAAUUGAUAUAGAUGAUGAUGAUGAUAUGAAGGAUAAAUGUUUAGAAUGA